Molecule: messenger RNA, 4893 nt
Organism: Labrus mixtus (cuckoo wrasse)
Lineage: Eukaryota; Metazoa; Chordata; Actinopteri; Labriformes; Labridae
Gene: fstl5
Product: follistatin-like 5
Exons: 16
Coding region: 534-3104 (856 amino acids)
Biological process (GO): regulation of BMP signaling pathway; cell differentiation; multicellular organism development
Molecular function (GO): protein binding; calcium ion binding
Source: RefSeq, a predicted model, not a curated record
GAGCGACAUUCCGUCUGUCCUCGUUUUGUCGCUUUUUCUGCUGCUGCUGCUGCCUACUACGGGACAUCUGUGAUUGGUUCAUCCCUCUCCUAUCCUCCCUCCCUCACGCGUGAUUGUAUGUAAAUCCGGUCGGGACUGAGCCAGUAGGUGAGGGUUGGGGCUGGUGGCUCCUGCCUCGGUGGCGCACAAGAGACCUGAGAGCGGACGAGGUGAGAUCUCUCUCUCUCUCUCUUUUUCUCUCUGCGCAGACGGAGCUGUCCACUGCGCCGUGGUGCUGAACUCCGCGUCCUUCUUCUUCUACUUCUUCUGCGUGCUCUUCUGCGCGUUAGAGAUAUUCUGAGAACGGAUUAACAACAUCCCCUUUGGCUGUUUAUAGCUGAAAACUUCCACAGAGGACAUCUCUUUGCUCUACAUAUCGGGGGAAAUAGCACCGCGCACCAGCCGUGGAUUUGACCGGAGCUGCUGCGAGAUUAUCAGUACUUUGUUGAGAAGUGUUGCGCUCGUCGCUAAUCUUUCUUGGAUUAUCCCCCUGGAUGGUUUACCUCUGGGAACACAGGAGAAGACCAAUGAAGACAGCCAGAUGGUGGUCGGCGGCAACUUUACUGCUGGGGCUCGCUGUGCUCGGCACCGACGGGACGCCCAACAAGGAGGGAUUCAGGUCGCCGCCCUAUCGACCGGUCGUGAGAUUUCGACACAAGGAUGGGAUCCCUGAGAGCUUGAGGAUAAAGGGUUUUAUGGGACACCCUGGCCUGCCGGGUCCAUGUGAACACAAGUACUGUGGCUUGGGGCGUCACUGUGUGGUCAACCAUGACACCGACCAAGGAGAGUGUAAGUGCUUGGAUCACUGCAAGCCACACUAUAAACCCGUGUGCGGUUCAGAUGGGAAGCUGUACCAGAACCACUGCGAGCUCCACCGGGCCUCCUGUCUCCGAGGACACAAGAUUACCAUCAUGCACAGCGAGGAGUGCUUCUACAAAGAUGAUAACUGCAGACUGAGCGACUACCGUCGGCUGAAAACCAAGAUUCUGGAUUUGCAUGACAAACGCUACAUGGGGUCUAAGAUCCACAAGGACAACAUGGCUGCCAGGAAGCAACUGGUCGACAUGAUGUUCAAACGCUUUGAUGCGGAUAACGACGGUCAAAUAGGUGCCGGCGAGCUCUCACAGGUCAUCAAACAAGAGGGUCUGUCCAAGGAUGUCUCCGAGUGCACGCUGUUCGACCUGCUCAAGUACAACGAUGUCAAUGACGACGAGCACCUGACGAAAGAAGAGUUUUACACAGCUUUUGAUGUGUACCUGCUCAGCCUUCCAGAUGACCAGAGAGUGAGCGUCACCACGGUAACAGUGGGCCAAAGCGCCGUGAUGACAUGUGCCAUCACCGGGGAGCGGAGGCCGCCAAUAUUGUGGAAGAGAAACCAUCAAUACCUGAACUCCUUGAACCUGGACGACAUCAAUGACUUUGGAGACGACGGCUCACUUUACAUCACCAAGGUGACCACGACCCACAUGGGCAACUACACCUGUCAUGCUGAUGGAUAUGCCAAACUUUUUCAGACCCACACUCUCCAAGUGAAUGUUCCUCCGGUCAUCCGAGUGUACCCAGAGAGCCAAGCCAGAGAGCCGGGUGUCACUGCCAGCCUGCGCUGCCAUGCUGAGGGCAUCCCCAGCCCCCAGCUGGCCUGGCUGAAGAACGGCAUGGACAUCACAAGCAAACUAUCCAAACAGCUCACCCUGCAAGCUAAUGGCAGUGAAGUGCACAUCAGCAACGUGCACUUUGAGGACACGGGCGCCUACACCUGCAUCGCCAAGAAUGAAGCCGGCGUGGACGAGGACAUCUCGUCGCUAUUUGUGGAGGACUCUGCACGCAAAACUUUGGCAAACAUUCUGUGGCGAGAAGAAGGUCUUGGCAUCGGCAACAUGUUCUACGUGUUCUAUGACGACGGUAUUAAAGUCAUCCAGCCUGUGGCGUGCGAGAUACAGCGACACAUUAAGCCCAGUGAGAAGCUGCUGGCCUUGCAGGAGGAGGUGUGCCCCACCUCGCCGGGAGAGGAGGUGCAGAGGUGUGUGUGGUCAUCAGCGGUCAACGUCAAGGACAAGUUUAUUUAUGUGACACAGCCGACCUUGGACCGAGUGCUCAUAGUCGACAUCCAGUCUCAGAAGGCCGUCCAGACGGUCAGCACAGACCCUUAUCCGGUGAAGCUUCACUAUGAUAAAUCUCACGACCAGGUGUGGCUGCUCAGCUGGGGAGACAUGGAGAAAAACUUCCCCACUCUUCAGGUGAUCAAUCAGGCCAGUGGAAGAGUCUCCCACCACACGGUGCACACGCAGCCCAUCGGCAGACGCUUCGACCGAGUGGACGACUUCUUCAUCCCUGCCUCCAGCCUCAUCAUUAACCACAUCAGAUUUGGCCUCAUCCUUCAUCGAAACGAGCCCAUUCUCCACAAGAUCGACCUGGAGACGACGUCCUACGUGAAGAACAUCAGUUUGUGGGAGUAUAAUUGCAUCCCCAAGUCGGUGGCCUACACCCACCUCGGUGGCUACUACUUCGUCAACUGCAGGGCCGACUCCACCGGUGCCACGCAGCCACAGCUCGUCUUGGACAGUGUGACUGAUAGUGUGAUCGGCCAGAACCGCGACGUCACCGGCACUCCCUACGCGUCCCCAGAUGGUCACUACUUGGUAACCGUGGACGACAGCGAUGGCCUGAUGAGGAUCCAGAAGAUCUCGGAGCGUGGGGAGAUCCAGGAGCCCUUCGACAUCCACACCAACCUCCACCUGUCCGACCUGUCCUUCCAGCGCUCCUUCACCGAGGUCCACCAGUACAACGUGUUCGGCAGCUCCGGCCGCCAAACUGACGCUCUGUUCGUGGAGCUGAGCUCCGGCAAGGUCAAGAUGAUCAAGAGCCUGAAGGAGGCCACCAGGUCGUUCGAGUGGCCGUGGAGCGGCAGGAACAGGGUGAUGGCGGGCAGCGGACUGUUCGGACAGUACCUCAUGACCCCGUCCAGGGAGUCUCUCUUCAUCCUGGACGGACGGCUCAACAAGCUCAACUGUGAGAUCACCGACGUCCUCAAAGGCAACGUGGUGGUGUGGGUUGGAGAGUCUUAAGUAACGCAAACGUAAAGACCCAACGAGCUUUGUUUUCCUUCAAAGGUACUGUUGCACUGAAUUCUGUUGCAGAUUCUUUAAUUUUGUGGGAGUGCAAUUGUGAAUACUAACAAAUUUUGUAAGUCCAUUGGAUGAAGGACUGUCAUGAAAAAAAAAAGCAAAAAAAAAGCGAAGGAGUAAUUGAUUGUCGAUUGAUCGUCUUAAAGCAGAGUUAAAAACACGUUUUCCCACUUGUUGGAUCACGUUUAAGUCAACAUAAUGUUGCUUGCUGGUUCUCUUUUUCAGGAAAAAUCGGUAUGAGUCCGUAAACAUGUGCAACUUUUGCAAUUAUUAAUCAAAAACAGUUGUUUUCAGUGUGUGGGAAUGCUGUAGAUAAUCUCUGAAUUAAACUAAUAUUUAAAGAAAAUUGGCAAAAAUCAAUAUAUAUAAAUAUAUAUACUGUAUAUGUCCAGAUUGUAAUUAAAGUUACCCAUCCCAAACUUUUUUCCUGUGCCUUCAAGGAAAAUUCCCCUCCAUCAGAGGAAUUAGCGUAAUUAUUCCCUGUGUGACUGCAGACUACACCUUUUCCUUUGACCCCUCCAUUUGUGGUCAGAGCUGUUCCUCACAAUCCCCCCGCUCUCUCUCGUCUUUCCAUCCGCCCAACGCAGCCGCCUCAGUCUAAUUAAAACGAGCCCUUGCUGUGAUCCCAUCCUGUUUGAAGUGCAGACAGAGACUGAGCGGUUCAUUACAGUUGUGCGAUCUGUAACCUUUGAUCCCAAAUUAUACCCAGCGUUGGGGAAGGUUUUCAAAUAUAUAAAUCUCCCUUUUUGUUUAGUCCAAAGCAGAAAGUCAGUGGUGAUGUUAGUUAAACUGUACCAGCUUUAAACACUCCACAUUGUGAAAUCGUAAGGAUUUCAAAUGUUUCCUUAGCAGUGAGUCAAUAGAGCACUCACGUGUGAAGAAAUCUUAAUUUCUUUGUCCCUGGACCAAAAAAGUAAAAUAAAAUAGAAAGCCUCUCGCUGCAUCAAAAACAAAAAAAAAAGACCUGUGAGAGACACGCUGCUCUGUUUGACAGCGUGAUUCUUUGAGUGGAUGUUGUGUAACUUAAGUUAAUGAUGAGCUAGCACACUGGAGGGCGGGGUCGUCACACUGUGGAGAGAGAGAGAGAGAGAGAGAGGGUCUUUGAAUUUAAAGACUCGGCUCUUUUACCCGAACGCUCCUGCAGCAGAAAUAUAGUUGGCAAGUCGAUGAAACUGUUCCCUAGCUGGACACAUUUCUAUGCAUAAUCACCCUGGCACUCUAUGACUCUGUGAAUCACAAUGGGCAACUGUAUCGCAAAAUUUAGUACUGACUUUUAAUGUGUACAGAUUAUAUAAAGUCACUCUGUCUUUCCUGUAAAACCUGACUUGUAUAUCUUUUGAUUUCAUCUGUUUUGUUUUUUCCUUUAUAACCUUUAAACCCGACUGUACUGGUGAUGAUGACCUCUUCCUUUCUAUUUAUGUUUCUGUACAUAGCGGCUGACUGUGACUCCAUUAGUUUCCCAUCGAUGUACAGAUCCACACAGGUUUCUGUCCUUUUUUUUCCUGCCGAGCAAAUACUCACCUUCCUUUUUAAGAAAUGAGAACAAACUACACUACAGCUGUCAUUCUCUACAUCCUGUGCACAAACAAGCGCAUUGUGAUCACAAACACCGCUCUCACCUCCAUUAUAGCCAUGUCUCGUAUGUUCCUUCAUGUGAUUGUUAUUUAUAUAGAGAAAACACGCUUGUCAUUUUACCCAACAAUAAAAACUAGAUCAUGAAAAAACAAAA